Messenger RNA from Penicillium canescens, 1541 nucleotides. Its product is annotated as WD40 repeat domain-containing protein. Bases 1 to 1524 code for a protein of 507 amino acids. Gene Ontology annotation, biological process: proteasome-mediated ubiquitin-dependent protein catabolic process. The transcript is spliced from 4 exons. Gene Ontology annotation, cellular component: Cul4-RING E3 ubiquitin ligase complex. The record is from RefSeq and is a predicted model, not a curated record. Lineage: Eukaryota; Fungi; Ascomycota; Eurotiomycetes; Eurotiales; Aspergillaceae. Gene Ontology annotation, molecular function: protein binding.
AUGGGCCAGGGUGAUUUCGGAACUAACCAAUACUAUGUGGAUCGGCUUAAGAAGCGCAAGAGGGUGUUGGCAACAAGUUUGAUAUACCGGGAAAUGGGUGUUGAUAAUCAUGGGGUCCAAAAAAGAGCUGACCAAUCUAUAUCCCAGGGCUUGAUUCCAGGCUCGGCUGCAGACAGAAUCAUUCACUAUGACACGCGAAGUUAUUCAGGACAGUUCUCGGACGACGGUAAUUUCUUUUUCUGCUGUGCACAAGACUUUAAGGUUCGAAUGUACGAUACGUCGAAUCCAUAUGAUUGGAAAUACUACAAAACAGUCGACUAUCCAUUUGGCCAAUGGACAAUUACCGAUGCGACGUUAAGCCCCGACAACCGAUUCCUUGUCUACAGUUCUAUACGAAGCCAAGCAUAUAUGGCCACAACAGACCCCGAGGAUAACUCGGAUCCCAGUGUUCUGGACUUCUCAACAUUACCGGGCCAAGGGAGGCGACGGGGCUUUGGUACUUCACACUUUGGGAUAUGGUCUCUUCGAUUCUCUGGAGAUGGACGUGAGGUUGUCGCUGGUACGUCAGAAGACUCGGUCAUCGUUUAUGAUUUGGAAACGAAACAGCCUGUUUUAAACCUGCGAGACCGACAUCAACAUCAUGUCAACGCUGUUUGCUACGGUGAUACCUCAUCACCCCAUAUUCUGUAUUCGGGAUCUGAUGACACCACCCUCCGAGUUUGGGAUCGACGAUCAAUGGGCGAUGGCCGCGAAGCCGGUGCCUUCAUGGGCCACACAGAAGGAUUGACUUAUGUCGACAGCAAAGGCGAUGGCCGAUAUGUUUUGUCCAACAGCAAAGACCAAACAAUGAAGCUAUGGGAUCUGCGGAAGAUGAUGACAUCCGCUGAUAUCGAGAACAUCGAUCCGGCGGAGUACACUACCGGAUUCGACUACCGAUUCGAGCCAUACCCAAACGCUUACCGCACAAACGCCAAAAACGACUGCUCGGUCGUGACGUUCCAAGGCCACCGCGUGCUCAAGACCUUGAUCCGCUGUCAUUUCUCCCCACCUGGUAGCACAAAUUCGCGCUAUGUGUACAGUGGUAGCGAGGAUGGCAAGGUUUAUGUGUACAAUAUGGAUGCUACACUUGCCGGAACGAUUAAUGUUGGCCAAGCGACUCUCAACUCACGACCACGUGAGCCAGAUGCGUAUGCCACAGCGUAUGAAAUGAGUGGGGAGAUGCUCUGGCGGACUUGCGUUCGAGAUGCGAGCUGGCAUCCCGACGCGCCAGUUUUAGCAGCGACUUCUUGGAAUGGCUGGGGCUUGUCGACUGGCACGUGUACCGUGCAUUCCUGGAAUGCCGGUGCUGCUGACGACGAAGGUGAUCCUCCAGUGGGCAAAAGCUACGACGAUAAGUUGCGAUAUAUCCCCGAGUUUAAUGAUUACCGAGAAAACACUGCGUCGAGGCAUUCCCGGCGUCCGUUGCGCAGCCGGCCUGUCCGCCGUUGGGAACUUCACGAGGAAGGUGAGGAAGAUAUAUGGUGACAUGGGAUGGGGUGGGU